Messenger RNA from Fusarium pseudograminearum CS3096, 231 nucleotides. RefSeq lists its product as uncharacterized. Lineage: Eukaryota; Fungi; Ascomycota; Sordariomycetes; Hypocreales; Nectriaceae. Bases 1 to 231 code for a protein of 76 amino acids. The record is from RefSeq and is a predicted model, not a curated record. The transcript is spliced from 3 exons.
AUGCACAAUGUCUUGUCCAAGAGGACCUGCUUCUUCCUGGUCACACCUACAGAUGCAACGAACAUCAUCAAGGAGACCAGAGAUGAUCAAGAUGAUGAAUGGAAGAUAAAGAGAAAAUACGUCAAAGUUCUGUCUGGACCAGUGCUGAAGUUGGACAGGAGGAUAGAACAUCGACUGAAUGCAGAGGAACUACCCGGCAAAAAUCGAAAGAGGUGGACGAGAAGAGAUUGA